This is a messenger RNA of Rangifer tarandus platyrhynchus (Svalbard reindeer), 1563 nucleotides long. The record is from the annotation of a GenBank genome assembly. Lineage: Eukaryota; Metazoa; Chordata; Mammalia; Artiodactyla; Cervidae.
AUGGCCUCUCUGCUGGAGUCCCUGGUUCCCAAAAUGCAGCCGAGGAGGUCACUUCCUGCUGGGGUGGAUGAGGAGGAGCCGGAGAGGCCGCGGAGGAGACCGGACCGAAGACCGACCGUGCAGGGGAGAGGGUAUCAGUUUCCUGAUUGGGCCUAUAAAACAGAGUCGUCCCCGGGCUCCCGGCAGAUCCAGCUGUGGCACUUCAUCCUGGAGCUGCUGCAGAAGGAGGAGUUCCGCCAUGUCAUUGCCUGGCAGCAGGGAGAGUACGGGGAAUUCGUCAUCAAGGAUCCAGACGAGGUGGCCCGCCUCUGGGGCCGCAGGAAGUGCAAACCACAGAUGAAUUACGACAAGCUGAGCCGGGCCCUGAGAUACUAUUAUAACAAGAGGAUCCUUCAUAAAACAAAAGGGAAAAGGUUUACUUAUAAAUUUAACUUCAACAAGCUGGUGAUGCCCAACUACCCAUUCAUCAACAUUCGGUCAAGUGGUGUGGUUGCCCAGAGUGCGCCACCAGUGCCAACAGGCUCUUCCCGCUUCCAUUUCCCACCUCUGGACACCCAUUCUCCAACUAGCGAUGUGCAGCCAGGGCGGUACUCUGCUAGCUCCCUAACUGCUUCUGGCCAGGAGUCAAGUAAUGGCACUGAUAGAAAGGUGGAGCUUUCAGAGCUGGAGGAUGGCCCAGCCGCUGACUGGCGCCCAGGCGUGGAUCUCAUGUCCUCCCGAAGUGCUGUGGGUGGAGGGAUUGGCCAUCAGAAGCGCAAGCCUGACAUCAUGCUUCCUUUGUUCUCCAGGCCAGGGAUGUACCCUGAACCCCAUAGUCCCUUCGCCGUCUCUCCGAUCCCAGGCCGUGGAGGCGUCCUUAACGUCCCCAUUUCACCAGCCCUCUCCCUACCUCCCACCAUCUUCUCCUAUAGCCCCUCACCAGGCCUGAGCCCCUUCACCAGCAGCAGCUGCUUCUCCUUCAACCCUGAAGAAAUGAAACACUACCUUCAUUCUCAAGCCUGUUCUGUGUUCAACUACCAUCUGAGUCCACGGACAUUUCCUCGUUACCCAGGCCUCAUGGUCCCACCACUGCAGUGCCAGGUGCACGCUGAGGAGUCCUCACAGUUUUCUAUCAAGCUGCAGCCCCCACCCGUCGGGCGCAAGAACCGGGAGAGGGUGGAGAGCAGCGAGGAGGCAGCCCCUGUCCCUGUUCCCACACUGACUCCUGUCCCGCCGAGAAUUAAAGUGGAACGAGCCUUGGAAAAGGAUCCCAAGAGCCUCAGGCAAUUGGCACGGGAGAAGGAGGAGCGCUCUCAAGAAGAGGGCACUGUGCCAAGCAGGACCACGGAAGAGGGGAAAAGCACCAUCUUCGCCCGCCCGGCUGCACCGCCUGUGUGGCCUCCUGUGCCCAUUAGCACCCCAAGUGAAGAGCCCCUGGAGGUGUCUGAAGACAAUGAGGAUAGGCCUGGCAAAGAGCCUGGGGCACCUGAGAAGAAAGAAGAUGCCCUGAUGCCCCCCAAGCUUCGGUUGAAGCGGCGCUGGAAUGAUGACCCCGAAGCCCUGAAAUGUUUUCAGGAAACAUGA